CAAUCAAAAGAAAGCAGCUUAGGAAAAACAAGCGUCCAUUUUCUACAGAAAUCGUAAUAAUCAGUCUUGACGUUUUCAAAGAAAUUGAAUGAAUUAAUAAUAUUUUUUACUGAAAUAGAUGAAAAAGUGAUUAUUAUCUCCUGUUCUGUAGAUUAAGUAAUACGAAAAACAUUAAGAAAAUGAAAAAUACGUGACAAGAAAAAGAUAAAUCACAUGAUAAUUUUCUUGCGAUCCUAAUAUGACAAGGUCUGUUACAAAAUAUUGGUAACUCGAGCCAGUCUGGUUUUGUUUGUGUCUAGUUUGUGCACUUGUUCGAUGGUGUUUCGUGAUUUUAUAACAGCAAUUAUCAAGUUCAAGUGGAAAUGGUUCGAGCCAGUAGCUUGAUGGCAGCCCAGGAGGGCGUGAAGACCCCCCACCGCAUUGAACUAUGCGAGGAGAAGCCUGUCAGACCUACGCGCAACUAUAGAAAGCGCAGGAUUAUAGCAGCAGCACAGCCAAAGACUGAGAAUGCGGAAAUAACUUCUGAACCUCCAUUAAAAAAGAUAGAAUUGAGAUCGAAGCCACUGAAGACUAGCAACGGUAUUACCAAUAUGACAAACGGACAUACAUUGAGGUCGAGAGCGGCGCGCGCCGCCGCCCGCGCUGCAGAAAGUCAUAAACUGACUGAAUAUUUUAAGGAAGAGCUCAAAAGUCCCAAAGUCGAGCCCCCACCUUCGCCACCCCCCAUCGAAAAAACAAUUAACAAAAUAGAAAAAGUUGUCAAUGGUGACACAAACCAUAAACUAACGGAAUAUUUCCCAGUAAGGCGUAGUGUAAGGAAAACUUCCAAAUGCGUUAUGGCAGAGAAAAUGAGGGACUUGGAAAGGGCUGUGAGGGAACAGAGGGAAGAUGGACUACAAGUCGCAUAUUUCGACGGCAAGGGCCGAGGCGUGAUAGCGACGCGUCCGUUCGGCCGCGGUCAGUUCGUGGUGGAGUACGCUGGGGAACUAGUGGGCGUGGCCGAGGCGCGGGAGAGGGAACACAAAUAUGCGCAGGACCCGGAGGCCGGCUGCUAUAUGUACUACUUUAGACACGGAGACCAACAGUAUUGUAUCGACGCGACAGCAGAAUCCGGUCGCCUAGGGCGCCUAGUGAACCACUCUCGCAACGGCAACUUAUCUACAAAGGCGGUGUGGGUAGACGGGCCGCGGCUUGUACUGCUGGCUGCCCACGACAUCGCGCCGGGCGAGGAACUCACCUACGACUAUGGAGACCGCUCCAAAGAGUCGCUGCAGCACCAUCCCUGGCUUGCGCUUUGACCUGGGUAUGGUCAACGAAAAUCUCAUUGGACUACUAAGAAUUAUUUAUUAAUUUAGUCUUAGUUACUAUGAAGUUUGUUUGUUAUGAAGUUUUAUGUUGAUUGGACAUUAAUGUGUUUAGUAGUGAGACAAGUGGCCUAACACUCUCGGAUACAUGACGGAGUGGUCGGUUCACGAUAUAUAAACUGCCUUAAACCACUCGUGGUUAUGUGACUAAGAUAUGGAAAUAUUAAAGACAAUGUAAGGAGGUAACGUCAAAGCAGUUGUAUAUCCGUAAGGAGUAUGGACCUCUUGGCAUUCGACGGAAAACACUUAGUCAUAUUGCAAAUGACUGAAUUUAUACAAAGAUUUGUAUAAAAUACGAAAUGUACUGACUAAAAUGUAAUUAAGAGCAAUGUGUGUUGCUUAUUAGAUUCGAGGGACAGAAGUUAACUUAUGAACCAACUGUUUUGACGAUCUCUACAGUACCCAAAAGAUGUUAGAAUGUUUGUAAGCAAGUUGGGUUUCUUUCUGUACGUUAACGUUUUGUAAUAGUAUUGAAGUGUGUAUCAGUAUUUCAUGUUGGUUUUGUGACGAGAGUAAUCUCAGGUCCAUAGACAAUUGGUGAACGUGAAUACUUAUUUAGAUAACAAAGUCUAUGGUUUUUCUAAAUAGUAGUGACGGUAAAGAGGGUGAGUUCUAUGUUGAAAAUGGAGAACGUGGAGUUAUAGAACAAUAUUCAGUGGACGUUAAGAUUUGAUUAUUGAGGCUUAAUAAAGAGGCCAAAUUAACAAAGUAAAGGUAAUAAUCAAUUAUUCUUGCGUUUGACGUCCGCUGAGUAUAAAUUAUACUUUCGACUAGGUAUCUUAAAACAGGGAUAUAUUGUUAUACAAAAUUGUUCCAAUGUAAUAAGAACUAUUUUGGGUAGACUAUAAGUCCAAUGUAAGAGAUAUCCAGUAGAUAGUUAAAUUGAUAUAGAAUGUUGCAGAGUGCCUCAAGUACUUGCUAAGUGUACUUGGCAAACGGAAGCAACGCUUGACACGGCUAAGUACGUCACAUUUUUAUUGAAUCGACGUCGGCUUGAAGAAAAAUGACAAGAUUUUUGUAGUUAGGGUAAGGAAACAAUGUUGUCUGGACAAAUCUGACAUAAUAAUUAAUUAUAGUCUAGACUACCGCUUGAAGGCAACUUGGGUGUCCAUUUCUAGGAAAACAUGGCGACGGUAAUGUCAGUUCCUAGUUGUCGCUCUCCUCCAAGCCGUCUCAAAUGGAAGUUUAGCGGAGAUGAAUGAUACCUACAAGGUACAAAAUGACCAAGACAUGACGAUGGCAGACUGUUCCAAUAUCAAAGAUUUGCUACCAGCCACGAUACAAACUCGGUCGCGACACAAACUCGAAUAGUUUCCUAUUUAUAAUUAGUUAUAAUUUGUUUUAUAAAAUAAGUAAAUAUUUUCAGAAAGACGGUGAGGUUGUAAGACUUGCUCAUUGCGUGUUGAUGAUAUUUUUAAUAUUUUGAGUCCUAAAUUUGUCCAAAGUCCGUAUAUGUGCUUCGUAUUGUUUGAAUCCUUCAUUUAUUUUUAGUAGAAUAAUAUUAUUUGAAAUUCGUGCUGUAUUCAUUCGUAAAGCGAUGCUGAGAUUGCCCACCGAAGUGAGAAAUUAGGCUUCCAUCCAUAGAGUUACAUCAUAGAACACCAUUUAUAGCAAUAACAUACAUUAAAUAAAUAUAGAAUAUUAUUAGGCGCCGUUCACUUUGUAAUAUGUGAUGAAGACGAACACUCCAAACAUAGAGAACAAUUAUUUUUUAAUAUUAGAUUUUGAGGCAGAACUGAAUCGGUUUCGAUACUAAGAUCGUAUAUCAGAGAUAAUUUUAUAAAACGAUCGCAGUGGGUGUAAUGACUAGACCUGAAUAAAUCGAGAAAACCAACGUUGAGUUGCGUAUUUAGUUACAUCGGAUGGUACGCUUAUUGUAGCACGUAAGUCCAGGUAGAAUGGCACGGAAAUUAUUUGCCAAACUAUUGCCGAGCAUACUAAAUUAGUAACGAGUAUUUAAUAAUUAAAAAUGUGUAUCAUUAUUUGAACUAUUGAAUCAAUGGUAAAAUAAUAUAACAGUAGUUUGCUCGCGAGACUCGUAUAGUGAUUAUAAGCGUAUGUGAUAGAGACUAUCCUCGAUAGUAAGUAAAUACGAGAGAUGGAGGUGUUCUCUUGUGGAAGUGAAGUAGCGCCCGCAUCGCGCCCGACCUCGGUACAAACGCCUUAUCGUCUAACCUUGACGGGAAAGCAUUUUUGAUACAUGUCAGAAGUAGAAGGGAUUUUUGUAAUACUAAGAAAUUUUUAUAUGUAUCGUAGUAUAUGAUGGUAAGUUAUGCAGCUGGUGGGUAGCAGUGGUCACCAAAAGAGUAAUAUUAAAGUAAUAUUGUUAAUGAUAAUAUAGUUGGGUUAGCCAGUCCCUGUACCUUUGUAUUUCAGCUUGAUACACUUUUUUGCGCCAUUCGGAUUUUCAAAUUAUGUGUUACGUUUUAUACUAUGGGAUUAUCAAAAUUAAUGUGUAGAAAUUAAUAUUAAGCGGCUGGCGAACCUAAUAAGAAUAAUGUUAUUGUACCGAUCGUGCACUUCAUUUUUCCUACUUUAACAUAGGCUAAUGUAGCUGGAUCUAAUCUAAAAUUGAGUGAAACGCGUAUUUAUCACGUGUGAACUUGACACAAUUUAUACGCUUACAGCAUUUGAUGCCAAAUGAUUGAGUGCAGCGGAGCUCUCCCAAGCUUCACUCGAGGAUCCAGCAACAUUACACCGCUAUUGUAUUGCUUUUGUAGUUCCUACUUCCUCUAACUUGUUACUAACGUGUGACUUCGUAACCUACUAUCCCUAUUGUUAUCUACGUCGCUGCUACAAAGUGUUAUAUUUUAUUACUGUCUACGAUGAAAUUAGUGAUACUUACAUAAAACUUGUUAGUUACAUACCUCCCUAAUCGAACUUCUUUACAAAUACUAGGUUAGUAAAUCAUUUUAAUUAAAUUAAAUAGAUUAAUAUAUUUGUAUUUGAAUGCAUUUUGUUUGAAUCAAAAUGAUGAUUGUGCUGCGAUUUUAAUCAGUUUGCUCUACAGAUUUUUGUAUUUCGUCGUUUACAUGUUACGGAAACAUAACUGUGAUAACGAAAAGCUGUCAUCUUAGCUAAAGAAAUUCAUGAAUAAAGGUGUAGAUUGAUAUUAGCUUAUGUUUUUAAUGAAACUUGUAAAUAUUUGAUGACAUGCGUCCAAAGAAUCUGUCGAUUAAACUAGAUUAUUGCUGGAUUUUAGUAUGAUAUUUUUUUUAUUAGAAUCCCAUUUUAUGCCGAACCGAAAUGUUUUAUGCAAUUAUUAUAGUUCCAUUAAAAUUUGACUUGUAGUACCUAGUAGAUAUUUUAUUCCCGGAAAUAUGAUCGAAGCGAGAAAUCUUCGUUUGAAAUAAUAUCACGCUCAGAUAAGCUUUCGCAAUAAGAUCUGUGCUGAUUUCAAUGAAAUUGCCUUAUCAAGACAAACCAAAGACGGCUAGUGACGUCAUUGCCUAGACGCAGAAACCCUUCAAACGUCAUUUUUAUGAAUUUGAGUAAGCUGCCGAAUUUUGGAGAUGACCACAGGUCAAACUGAUUUAAAUACCCAUUGGUUUAAUGGCCAGAAUCAGAUAACAUUGAGCUUCAAGUAUGUUUACAGUAUGUGAAUAAAUAUAUCUAGUACCACAUUACAUUGAUAACUUGUGCACUGCCUGCGGUACAGGCAAAUAAUUUGUUUGUUUAGCGCUUAUAUUGUUGAUGAAUAACUUAAUAUAAUUCCUAGGUUGAUAAGCGAUUAUUUAUACUUGAAAAUAAUAAUUGUAAAUCAUUGAAGUUAUUGUUAGACCUACUCCACUGCUUAUGUAACUGCUGUCUAGUUGAGCAUUGUAUAGAUGUUAUCUUGGGAAAUGUGCUUUUUACGCAAACACUCUAAAAUGUCGACUCUGCUAUAAAGUGCGUUUUCGCAACAAAUGUAAUUUAAUCAAUUUAUAAAUCCUACGUAGCAGUUGUGCAGUGGAAAGUCAAUUUAAAUUUCAAGUUGAUUUUUAUUCUCUUCAUAUUACACAAUGAAAUUUAUAAUUACUAUACGCUGCUAGUGACCGAAUAAAGUUUUUUAAUACAAAUAAUAUAUUUUUAUAAAUCCGAAGUUACUUUCCUGAAACAGUUUUAUAGAACACAUUUUAUAUUCCUUGUGAAAUAUGAAGCGAUGGAAAUUGCAAAAGGAUUGGAACUAUGAUUAUUAUAACAGUAUUGUUAACGGCUAUUUUCCUAAGUAGCGGUGUUAUGAGACUUAAUAAUUUAUUUUAAAAUGUGGGCCGCCACACUGCCCUAAUAAUAAUCAGUAGUGAUUGAGAAAUUGGGUGAAAUAUAAAAAAAUGAACUUUGA
This is a messenger RNA of Helicoverpa armigera (cotton bollworm), 5685 nucleotides long. RefSeq names its product histone-lysine N-methyltransferase Set8 (gene Set8). Bases 363 to 1298 code for a protein of 311 amino acids. The record is from RefSeq and is a predicted model, not a curated record. Gene Ontology annotation, cellular component: polytene chromosome; nucleus. The transcript has 6 exons. NCBI's taxonomy places the organism in Eukaryota, Metazoa, Arthropoda, Insecta, Lepidoptera, Noctuidae. Gene Ontology annotation, biological process: regulation of DNA damage response, signal transduction by p53 class mediator; regulation of transcription by RNA polymerase II. Gene Ontology annotation, molecular function: protein binding; transcription regulator activity; histone H4K20 methyltransferase activity.